Cuscuta campestris is the source of this 2568-nucleotide messenger RNA. The record is from the annotation of a GenBank genome assembly. Lineage: Eukaryota; Viridiplantae; Streptophyta; Magnoliopsida; Solanales; Convolvulaceae.
UUUUAAGAUAUGCAGUCGAUGCCUAUGAUCUUGCCUUGAAAAGAAGUUCCAAGCGCAGCAAGAAAUCUGUUGUAAUGGCUUCACCGAUUCGAAGAAGCGGUAGAUUGCAGCUUGCAGAGAUUAUGAAAAGGCCAAAAGUACACGCUGCGCAUGUCGACCUGGUCGAUGAUGACGAGGAUUCUGUGGAAGAUAGAGGUGCAGAUGGGAAUGAUAAUGCUGGUUCAGAUGUGUCUGGAGAUGAUGCAGUGAUUGCGGGAGAUGAAGGCGGGAAUGCAGAAGAGGAGACUGACAGUGAUGAUGCAUUUGAUGACCCACCUCAGAAGACAUCAACUGACCCUUCACCGAGUGCUUCGAGGAAGAAUGUUGCAACAAGGAGGGAAGUUGUGAGAAUUGGGUUUGGGUCUAUGUUAAAGAUCAAGUUAACAGAGCUUCCAGCGAAACUAGGAUAUUGGGUGGUAAAGAAAUUUAAUCCUAGGAGUAGCAGUAUUGAACUUGCAGAUGGAACGAAGGUGCGUGUUACGGUGGAUGAUAUUAGACAUGUUUUGGGUUUGCCGUGUGGGCGUGCUAAGGUAGUCAGCAAAAAAGGUGAGAAGUGUGAUAUACUGGAUCAGUUGAGGGUAGAGAUUGGAAGUAGAUACAACAAGAUCACCCCUUUAGAGCUUAGUGAAAAGGUUCUGCAAUAUACUGAUGGUGGCGUGUGGUUUGUUCGUCUUUUCGUGUUGUUAGUCGUCUCAGUUUUGGUCGAUAGCUCGAGCCAUGGGUACGUAAACAAUUGGGUGUUGAAAAGCUUGGAGGAUGUGGAUGGGAUUGCGCAGUUAAAUUGGUGUGAAUAUGUGCACCGAUCAUUGAUUGACAGUAGAGUGAAGUGGGAGAAGGGGAAAAGAAAAUACUAUACUGGACCUUUAUUGUGCUUGUUGAUCCUAAGGGAUAGGGAAAACAAUGAGGUCAAAGCAGGUGGAUUCGGGUUGGGGUAUGACGAUGGAAGAUUUGUUGGUGAGGUGGUGGAUGCGAGCUCUGGUGACACAGAUGUCGGGGCAGGUUUAGAACAGGAUAAUGUGGAAAAUGGUAAUGGUGAUGCACCAGAACCAAGGGGAGAGACGAGGGAUGAUCCGGUUGAGGUUUUUGUUCAAAAGUUUGCAGAAAAGGGGAGAAUUUUGGCUACCACAAUCAUCGACCUAGUGUCGUUGAUUGAGAGUGCACCACCUGGUACCAUGGAGAAUGAUGUGUUCAAGCAGCUGCAGCUUGCAGCGGGUAGAUUAUUGGGUCUGGCACAGCGUAGAGUGCUCGCACGUUCAAAAUACAAGAAGAUCAUGGAGGAUAUGCCAUCGCUCAGUCUGGGGUUCUCGCAAUUGGAUGGAGAGAAUGAGAAUGUGAAUAUUGAUGGUGGUGAUAUGGGUGCUUGCAGAAAUACACCUAGCACUCCUGUAGUUCGGGUUGUGAAUGAGCCGGAGAGUAACCCAGGGGUUGAAAAUGAUUUCAUAACACCUGGAGAAGUGCAAUGUCAUGUGGGAGAUGCAGUUGAUAUGGAUUUGGCUGGUGGAAACAGGAAUCAGCCGGACAGGAUUGGUAUGACAGCGGUUGCUGGUGUGAGUGCAGUCGGUGAUGGUACUGUGCGAGGAACAUUUACAGAACAUUCAAAAGCAGAGGUGAAGCCAUGCAAUGCAGCAAGGAAGUUGGCUAGGACAUUAAAACCUGCGGGCCCUUUGAGAUCACCCUACCUUACACGACCGAUAGAUCUUUCCGAUGGGUUAUCUGUCAUGGAGAGGAGGGUGACGAAUUGGGUGUUGCAGAAUCCAAAUGCUCCAAAGGAUGAAGCUGUUUUCGUGAAGGAUGGAUUGGAGUUGACAAGAGUAGAUGUGUCUGAGGCGAAUGUGAAGAACAUGUUUGCAAAUGCGCUGCUUCCUGCGUGGGAUGACAUGGCAGAUGAUUUCAACUGGGGGAAAGCUGAACUGAACUGGGCAUAUGUGUUGUGUGUUGACCUAAAAAGCAGACGUUGUGACAUCCUGGAUAGCUCUUCAGCGAAAGCAAAAAACGAAGACAGAUAUGGCGACAUGCCAAAGCGAGUUAGAAAUGCUAAGAGAAUUACGUUACCUUGGAGAGAUCCGAAGGCUACCUUUGACUAUGGUGUGGCGACCAUGCGUCAUAUGGAGACGUAUAUGGGGGAUGGUGGCAAGGGAUGGCACAGUGGCUUGUCGAAGAUAAAUCAGAAGCCUAUGUUGUUGCUGCGCUGCAAGUACUGUGCAUGUAUACUUCUAAGCCCAGUUAAUGCACUGUUGGACAAGGUUUACGCAGAGUCAGAGAAGCUCGAAAGGGAGAGGAAGGGAAAGGAUCCUAAGUGAACCCACACCUAGAAUGGCUGCAUCUUAUUUUUGUGUGUUAGUUGAAUUAUUUUUAUUAGUUGUUGGUGAAAGUUGGUGACACCAUACAUUGAUGGAAGUGCUAUAAGGAAACUAAUUAUCAGCCCAUAGUUUGGUUUAUUUUUUUAUUUUUUGUGUGGAUUUGAGGAAAUUGUUUUUUUGUAGAAGGUGUGAAUGGUUAUGGUUAUUUGAAUGAAGAUGUGGUGUUGCC